Molecule: messenger RNA, 7038 nt
Organism: Paramecium octaurelia
Lineage: Eukaryota; Ciliophora; Oligohymenophorea; Peniculida; Parameciidae
Source: the annotation of a GenBank genome assembly
AUGAGUUAUAACCACCACUAAAUUGUAGAGAGAUGGUUGAGGCGAUUCAGGGGGUGUUUGAAUUUCUGUUAUGGAAGCGAUUCUCAGAUGAUAACGAUGGAAUUGCAUAAAGGAGGUGUUCAAUUGCUGAGCGUGCCUUAAAACAAAAACAUAUUCAACACAAGGAAAUACAGAGUAAAGUUCAUGAUAAUGUUAGUUAUAUAACUUUUUACCUAAAACAUUAUACUCUGCUUUGGAAAGAUUCGGAAACAUCUAUCUUUUAGGUAUUUCCUUAAUAAUGUUGAUUGAUCCAACAUUAACUCCGUUUUAUAGAUGGAUCACCAUCUUCCCUGUUGGAUUGAGUGUGAUAUUUUAUAUCCUGAUGGAAUUCAUAUUAGACAUACGUAGACAGAGUCAUGAUCAUAAAAUAAAUAUGCAAACAACAUCCAGAGGAGCUAAAGAUGGCUCACUAGAAUACAUAAAAUGGAGUGAUAUUCAAAUUGGUGAUGUUCUCUACUUGAUCAAGGGUGACAUAGUGCCUGCAGAUAUCAUCUUAUUGGACACGGGAUAAGUGAGAGAUAGAGAGGCAAUCUGCAUGGUAGACACUCAAUACUACGAUGGCAAAUCUACUUUGACCAAGAAGAAAUCAUCAUACUUGACUCAACUGAUAGUCUUAAGAACAAGAUUGAAGAAUCAAUUUCCAGAAUACAGAAAAAUGUUAACUGGAAAACUGGAAUACGAAGCACCUAAUGGGAACACUGAGAAGUUUCAUGGAAGAUUAAAAUUAAAGAAGGAUCCCAAAAACGAAGAAUUAACCAUAGACAAUUUCAUCCCCAAGGGCACAAAGAUUAAAUAGACCUCCUGGCUAUUCGGUUUAGUUGUCUACGUUGGCGAAAACACCAAAACCAUGUAGAGUAGUCAUUACAAUGCACAGAAGCAUAGUUUCGAAGAAAAGCAAUGUAACUUCUAUUCCUUCCUCAUGGCUUGCUUGUCCCUCUUCUUUACUUUGAUUUCAAUCAUCGUCCUGCUUGCGAGAUCAGAUGAAGGUAAUUUUGCCUUAUUGAUCGAUACCAACACUACCAAUGGAAUGAAGGUUUUCCAAUUGGCAAUCCUGUAUGCCUAACUAAUUCCAUCCACUCUUUAUCUACUAUUAGACUUUGUUAACUUCAUUUCACUAUUUAAAUUUGAGAUCAAUUAAAUUGAAGAUAAUAUUACCAAGUAUGUUAAAAUAAACUCGUCUAACAACUUGAGUGAUUUAGGACAUGUUGAUUACAUGUUAAUUGAUAAGACUGGCACUCUGACUACAUCAUAUUACAAAUUGGAUAAUCUUUUGUUUGGUUCCUUAUCAUUUACUUUGAAUUAUGAUUAAUUGCAAUCAACAUUGAAUUUAAAAUCUGCUAAGCCUGAGGACAAUGAGGAUCCAGUCAAAUUCGCUAGCAUUAAUGACAACAAUGAGUAUUUGAUCCCAUUUGAAUAUGAGAGAAAGAGCAGUCCUUCAGAUGUCCAGCCAAGUGGGAAAUUGUUGUUGAAAAGUGUUAAAACCUCAAAUAACAAUCCUGUGUUUAGUCAGAUAACUGCCUUGCCUUAGAAUAAGAGGAUGACGAUGUUAAAUAUGAUGGAGAAUUCACUAUAACAACCCUUGGCUGAUUAUUUGUAAACUCGAAUAUUUUUGCCUCAGCCGAAAACGAGAAAUAGUCCUGGGAACAACAAUGAUGAGUUCAUUCAAUUAGUGAAUUAAUUAAAAGCCAGUUCUCCCCAAAAGGAAUACUUAUCUACUGAUGAUAUCAAUACAUUGUAUUACGACGCAUUUCUGAAAUGCUUGAUGUUGUGUCACGAGGCUAGACCGGUGUUUGGGGCUGAUUCCAUUACUUAUGAAUCCUUUUCAAAAAACGAGGAGAUCUCCUUAACAUUUGCUCGUUCUUGUGGUUACUCACUUGAAAAUUUCAAUAAAUUUGAUAGUCCCGAUAUGUACCUAUGCAAGGUGAGAGGAAAUCCGAUUUGGUAUCAGAUAUUAGGAUUGAAUUUGUUUACAUACACCAGAAAUCUUAAUUCAGUUGUGAUAUAGGCACCUGUGACGAUGGAUUUGGAGUUGAAGCAAAAGUGCGAGGCCAUCAAUCAACUAUGCGGGGAAGGAUCGAAAAACAAUUCAUUAUUGAUUUGCAAAGGAGACUAUGAAGCAAUAAAAACUAAAUUGUAAUUAAAUCAUAAGGAAAGAGAAGAGUUAGACUCCUACAUCUAGCAUUACAAAUAGAGGGGAAUCAGGAUGAUCAUCUAUGCUACUAGAGUGUUGAGUGAGAGGGAGACUGAGAACUACAAACAAAAAUUCAAUUUGCUGCAUAGUUCUCUGACUAAUCAAGACAUAUUGCUUGAACAAUUGGCAUUAGAAUAUGAAAAAGAAUUGAAUAUUAUGGGGAUGAUUGGAUUUAAAGAAGAAUUGAAAAACGAUGCCUUAGAUUUCAUCAAGACAGUGAAGGAUUGCAAUAUCAAUAUUUGGUUGUUGAGUGGAGAUUAGGAAGUGUAAACAAUCAGUUGUGCAUAAUCUCUGGAAAUGACUGAGACAUCAAAAUACCUGAGGAUUGUGGCCACAGAGAAAGAAUAGAUAUGGCUACAGAUCAAUACAGCAAUAGGACAGAUCUAAAGUGAAUUACAGAAAAUUCAAGAGAAGUAAUAAGAUAAGCAUUAGGAUGAGAACUUGAUGGUUAGAAGUAUGAUUAAAUCGAGUGUCACUCUUUUUGAAGGAGCCUCUUAUUAACAAGUCUUGCAAUUUGUUCUGAUUGUCAAUGGCCAUUCUUUAUCCUUGAUAAGUGAAUCAGCUGAUUUGAUGAGUCAUUUCAGAUUCUUAUCUUGUGUAUGUAAGAAUGUAAUAGGGUUCAAUAUGAAUCCAUAAUAAAAGGAAUUAGCUUGUUUGAUUAUUCGUAAUUACUUUCCUAACAACCCUACUGUUCUUGGUGUGGGAGAUGGAUACAACGAUGCAUUGAUGAUGCAGGCUGCCAAUGUCAGUAUUGAGAUCAUAAACAGCAAAAGAAAUCACAUUUACCCUCAAGUAAAUGCAGGAGACAUAAGCGUAAAUACUCUUUCUGAAAUCAAAGUACUCUUAUUGUAGAAGUGUAAAUUGCACAGUGAAAGAGUGUCAGCCAUGAUCAUCUAUCUGUUUUAUUGUGCUGGUUUCUUAGGAAUGACACUCUUCUUUUUCAAUUGGUUCUGCCAAUUCACAGCCACAUCAUUGCAUGAUUCAAUGACAGUAUUUCUAUACAUCUUUUUGUACACUACUCCCAAUGCGUUAGUCAUCGGUUUAGCUGAUAAAUAAAGUCAGCCUGCCGUGAAUGCUAGGUUUCCAGCUUUCUACAUUGAUGGAUAAAUCAGAACUCGCAGAUUCUGGUUCUUUUAUCUCAUUGAAGGUUUCUUAGAGUCCUUCAUAAGUGCAGCCUAUACAUUUUAUGCUUGUACCUACAUGGUUAAUUAUGCAUGGACAAAUGAUGGUCACUAAUCUGAUAUUCAAAUGGUAGCAACAUCAAUCAUUUAUUUACUUAUCACUGUGUCGAGUCUUAAAGUGUUGUUCAGACUGUUCUACAAUAAGGUGAACAUAGUGAUAAUAGUCUUCCUAUUUACUUUUGGAUUGUUGGUAGGAUUUGUUUUCAUCAAUUAUCGGAGAGAUUUCAGUAAUUUUGAUUAUUAGGAAUUGACUUAUUAGUUAUUUACAAGAUUCAAUAGCAUUGUCGCCAUGGUAUUUAGUCUCAUAGGUUGCUACUUUAUCAAUUACUUUUUACAUAAUUUUAUAAAAUUGAUAUACUUUCCAAAUGCAUAUUAGUAAUUUGCAUUCUAAAAUACAACAGGCACAGAAUGGGAAAUUAUUAGAAACUAAGAGAUUUUGCAUCAAUGUCUAGAUUAACAUGUGUAAAUAAUUAAUAAUAUUAAACAAUAGUAAUGUGUCUUCAAUCAUACAGAAUUUGUUCAUUGAUUGCUCAGCAACUUCACCUUACAUCUAGGAGAUGCUGAAUCCAGGAGACACCAAAGUAACCGAAAUGAAAUUGAAGCCUCUCACACUUGAGAUGAAGGAAUUGGUUCUGGAAUAAAAGUUUUUAGCCCACAAAUUGAUGCAAUCUCUGAAGCAUUUAAGACUCUUCUUAUGCAUCCUAUUAAUAUACUACAUAGCAUAUUGUUUGACAGACUUCUUUAUGACGGAUAAAAGAGUCUUUACGGGAGCAUACUAUUUGGUCGUAUUUGGAAUAAUCUUUUUUAUAAUACUGUUUUCUUGUAGUCAGGCGAUGGAACUGUAGUAUUAUACUUACUCUCAUCUAAUAGUGCUGAUCAUAUUUGCCAUUAAAGUGGCGAUAGAUUGGUUAUCAGAUGAUCUGACCAUAACUCUAUCCGCCACCAUAGUGAUCCUAUUCAGUACAUUUAAUUCGAUGAAUAUGAGUGUGAUUCCAAUAAUGUUGUACAAUGUCUGUUAUUUGAUUCAACUCAUUGUAAGAAUCUUGAUAGUUGUGAUUUCAACAGAUCUCAGUACCUCUAAUGGAACCUAUUCUCAAAGUAGAGUGUCUGUGUAUGCAGCCAGCACUCAGAUUCUGUUGGUUGUGAGUAUCACUAUUCGAUUUUUGUUCAGUUAUUACAAAUCUAUAAAACAUAGAAGAAACGAUUAUUUAGCAAAGUAUCAAAUUGAGCAGGAUAAUGUGGCUGCCCAAGACAUACUGAGAAUAUUGGUGCCUGGAUUUGUGAGACAACAGAUUUAAACAGGCACAUUUUCAAUGCAACAGGCUUAGGAUGAUGUUUCAAUAUUGUUUGCUUACAUCUGUGAUUUUGACACCAUAAUGAAGGAGGAAGGCAAGAAUGUGGUGUUGAUGUUGGAUUCAUUGUUUAGAUUGUAUGAUAAUUUGUGUAUUCAACAUGGAGUGCAGAAGAUUGAAACUGUUGGGUAUACAUACAUGGCUGCCACAGGAAUUAAGGCAUGCGAAUAAAAUAUGACAGCUCAUGUGACAAGGAUAGAGAAGACUAUGAGAUUAGUUAAUAUGGCAUUCGAUAUGAUGUAGUAAGUGCAAGGGAGAAAGUAUGGAAAGGGUAAUCAAAUUGAGAUGAAGAUUGGAAUACAUGUGGGUCGAGUCAUUGCAGGUGUGAUAGGUCAUCAUAAACCGCAAUUUUCUUUGAUAGGUGAUCCUGUCAAUCAGACUAGUAGAGUGGGUUCCACUGGAGAUACAGGAGCUAUAACAUUGAGUGAGUAGGCUUUUAAAUAGGCAAGACAUGGGAUCAAGUACUAUGAGAAGAAAUAGAAGGAAGCUAAAGGUUUAGGAAUCAUAGACACUUAUCAAGUUUUCAAGACUAAACCAGCUGGUUAUUAAAUACCAAAGGCAUUUCAAUUGUGGUAAAAUUGUACAAAGCUAGUGGUGAAAGAAUUACGGUAGCAUAGAACUUCAGGAACCAAAAAAUAAGGAUAAUUUUUAUCAUAAUUACAGAACUCAAUAUACCAGGACAAUUUGCAAAAAUCAAAUAGACUUGAUGCAUCCCCUAGAGGACAGUAGACAGUUCAAAUUUUACUGCCUCAAGGAGGGUCAGCUCAAGAAGAAAUUAGAUCAAGGUUAACUAUUCCAGCACAAAUAACUGAGCAAAUAUUAACUGAUGAUUCAAUUUUGAUUACAAACGAAUAGGAAGAGAAAGAAUUAGAAUUAAUUAAACCAAAUCUUAUAUUAGAUAUACCAGAGAAUGAGAUAAAAUCGAAUUUCUAUUAAAUUCUCAAGGAAUAAAAUGUUGAUGAAUCUAGAAUAGGUAUGAUAUUUUUAUGGAUAACUUAUUUUGUAAUUACUCUGUUGUCAAUUAUAGUUCGUAAAUUGUUUAAGCAUGACUUAUUGAUCUUCGUCUUGAGAGUAAUAGUUUAAUAUUUAUAUAUAGGCUAUUUUCCUGAUUUUAUCAUUUGUUCUAUUCCCAAUUCUGUCAAAAGCUUAUAGAAACAGAACAGUGAAUACUACGUAUUACCUAUUACUCAUUUAUGCUAUCUUCACUGUGCUCUUCUAGGCAUAUUUAACUGACAAUAGAGAAGUAGCAAUUAUUUGUCUCCUUGAAAUACUGUACAUAAUGAUUGUGUCCUGCUAGAUGAAGAUGUUUUCUUUUCUGUAGGUAAUACUCUACAUGAUGAUCAUGUUUGGAUUAUUCUUAGGAUUCUACAUCUCUACUGACUUAAUCACUCAUUAUGCGAUUUUCUAUAUUUGUUGUUGCAUGCUCAUUCUAUUACUAGGUUACUAUCUCGCAAUGAGUGAAUAGAUACAAAUGUUCAACAAUCUAUAGAUCAAUGAAGAGAAGAAGGUCAAACGAAUCAAUCUUGUAAGUUAACUGUUGCCUAUGCAUUCCUACCUCAAAAUGAAGAACAGUUCCAUCUAUGAUAAGAGUGACUUCAUAGAUGAGUUUGAUGACGUGACUCUCCUCUUUGCUGACAUCAAAGGUUUCACAGAGUACUCUCACACUCAGAGUCCAGAAGGUGUCGUACUCAUGUUGAGAAAUCUCUUCACUGAAUUCGAUAAACUAUGUUAAAGAUACAAUGUCUACAAAAUGUACACCAUUGGCGAUUGUUAUGUUGUCAUGGGAUUCACUAAUAGUGCCAAACGAAAUGUAUUCUCUCAUAUCCAUUUAUGUAGCCUAUCCAAGAAGCCAUUAAUACUGUCAAAAUGGGAUUUCAGAUGGUCGAUAUCAUCAUGUCUGUGAGGUAGAAGAUCCAAUUUGACAAAUUGAAUAUGAGAAUAGGUAUUCACACUGGUUAGGUAACUGGAGGUAUCAUUGGAACUGAUAUUGUCAGAUAUGAUAUCUAUGGAAAAGAUGUCUCCAUUGCUAAUAAAAUGGAAAGCAGUGGAGUGGAAGGAAGAGUCCAAAUCUCUGAAACAACUAAAUUGAUGAUAGAGAGAGCUGGGAAACAUGCUUUCAACUUCAAAUUCCAUCAUGUAAAAUACGAGUUUGUAUCUUUAGGAUGUUGAGUUGAACAAAUUCAAUAUGAACAUCAAAGGAUUUCUUGUGGAUUGGGACAAAAAAAGAGAAGAAGCCAGUCUGGAUCAAUACAGAUCGCCAAGUCGCCAUUUAUGA